GAGUCAGUUUAACGAGCGUUUUUCCGAACCCCUGACAUUGAGACGUUGAGUGUUCCUUCCUUCGGAGGGUCGGUCAAUAACAGUGCCCCUGAUCCCAUGGUCCCAAGGGCCCAGGUGUGAAACCCAGCCUUGUCAGUCUCCGUCAUCGUGUCUGAGAGGAGAGCGCUGAUCGACUGACCGACCCACCGACCAUCCGUUAUACUUGGCUAGGUUCAUGGGCAACGUGCACGCCCGCGAGCCCGCGCCCCCGCCGUCCACGACGGGUGCGGGCUCGGAAGACGCCACCGUGUCAUUGUCGGGGAUUGGGGCGCAAGUGACCAAGAUCCACAUCGAUGGCGUGGAACGCACUCACGAGGACCUGGUUCUGCGGAAGAUCAACCCCGUGUUCCAGGUCCGACAUUUUGAGGAGUUGGUCUUGAAGGCCCAUGAAGCCCGGAGCGACCUUCAAGAUCUGGGUUGCUUUUCGGAUGUGUCGAUUCACAUCGAUACCGCGGAAGAAGGCGGUCCCAAGGACUACGAGGUAACCUUUAAAGUGACAGAGUUGCGCCGAGUGGUCGGCUCCAUCAACACCAUGUUGGGCAACCAGGAGGGCUCGCUCUUCACCGGUCUCAAAUGCCCCAACCUCCAAGGACGGGGCGAGCAGUUUCAAGUGGACUAUACCUAUGGCAGCAAGAAGACCAAUGCAUUCAACGUCAGAUACAUGAAACCCUUCCACGACGACAACAAGACUAUCUUGUCGAGCUCAAUCUUUCAGCAAAUUGCCGAGUUUCCGCCCUCAGGCUUCAAGGAGCUCAAUCGCGGGGGAUUGGUGGACCUUUCGUUCAUCUCGGCCCCCAAUAUCAACCACAAUCUUCAGUACGAAGCCUGUUGGCGAGAGCUUCGCCCACUGACCAAAUCAUGUGCCUUUGCCGUGCGGGAACAGGUCGGACACUCCCUCAAGUCAGCCCUACGGCAUAUUCUAACCGUAGAUCGACGGGAUAAUCCCGUAUUCCCUAUUGAAGGAUCGUUGUUCCGUCUGACCCAAGAGUAUGCCGGUUUGGGCGGAGACGUGGGCUUUUUUAAGAACGAGGUGUGGCUCGAGGCAAACGCUCCCAUCUUUGGGCCGGACUUUGUGCUUCAAGGCACGUUGAACUGUGGUCUAAUGAAAGCCUUAUCGGAUGGGAAACGGAUCACUUUGGCCGAUAACUUCUACCUUGGUGGACCCCUCAAUGUUCGUGGGUUCGAUAUGAGAGGAGUGGGCAACGAAUCGGACGGAAAUUAUCUUGGCUCGGAUAUGUUCUGGUCCUCUGGCCUUCACUUGUUUGCCCCGCUUCCAUUUCGACCGGGUCGAGGCGGUUUUGGCGAUCUGUUCCGCACUCAUUUGUUCCUCACGGCCGGCAAUCUCUGCCAAUUCAACCGCAACAAUCAUAUUGGCGAUGGAAAUCGAUUUCUAGAGAAUGCCCUCAGGAACUUCCGGCUUUCAUAUGGGCUCGGGGUGGCCUUUCGAUUGGGCGGAAUCGGGCGACUGGAAUUGAAUUAUUGCAUUCCUGUACGAUGUGAACGCGGGGACAAACCCGCACCCGGGCUUCAAUUUGGGGUGGGGGUCAAUUUCCUGUAACUCGUGCAGUUGAUCCAUGGUCUGACGAAAAAUCCUAUCCUAUUGCUGCCGACUUGUUAGUCUAUAAUAAAUUGAUUAUUUAGAGGAA
Molecule: messenger RNA, 1685 nt
Organism: Tigriopus californicus
Lineage: Eukaryota; Metazoa; Arthropoda; Copepoda; Harpacticoida; Harpacticidae
Product: sorting and assembly machinery component 50 homolog
Exons: 2
Coding region: 215-1597 (460 amino acids)
Biological process (GO): mitochondrial respiratory chain complex assembly; protein insertion into mitochondrial outer membrane
Cellular component (GO): SAM complex; outer membrane
Source: RefSeq, a predicted model, not a curated record